AUGACUAGUAUAGGCAAGUUGGGUGCCAUGCAACAACUGAUGAAAGGUGGAAAAAUGAUGCCAGCAAAUGUAAUAUCUGAUGAUAGUGUUUUGGUGAAGAAAAUUGUUUCAGAUCAUAAUCCUGAGGGACUUGAUUAUGAUGUUAAGCCACUUCUACAUAUUGUAGAAGAUAUUCUUAGACGUUCAACCCUCACCAGUUCUGAACAUUCUUCAAUGGGUGAACUUUCAAAUGUUGAUCAUGUUGAAGACAGGAAUAACCUUCCUGCUUACACAAACAUGCUCGAGGCUUUGUCUGUUAAGAUUGAUCGAAUUUCUUGCGAGAUAUCCUACAAGAUUCUUUCUGGUGUAGAUGCACACUCCACAACAGUUUCAAUAUUCGAGAUGCUAACAAUCUACAAAUGGGAUGUAAAGUUAGUUCUAGCCUUAGCUGCAUUUGCUCUCAACUAUGGUGAAUUCUGGCUUCUUGCUCAUAUUCACGACACAAACCAACUCGCAAAAUCAAUGGCGAUUCUUAAGCAGUUACCUGGUAUCAUGCAGCAUUCGACCUCGCUAAAACCACGAUUCGAUACACUUAAUGAUCUAGUAAAUGUCAUAUUGGAGGUUACCAAGUGUGUCAUAGAGUUCAAUGAUCUUCCAGUUCAGUACAUUUCACAAGAUGUACCAGCCUACAACACUGCCUUUAAGCAUAUCCCAGUUGCUGCAUACUGGUGUAUUAGAAGUAUUGUGGCUUGUGCUGCUCAGAUUACAAGCCUCACUACACUUGGUUAUGAAAUCUUCACCUCUAAUGAUGCUUGGGAGCUUUCUACAUUGGCUUUCAAGCUCAAAAGUAUAGUGGACCAUCUCAAAAAUCAACUUGGUAUCUGCCACAAACACAUUGGGGACAUAAUGGAUGCUGAAGCUUAUAGAAUGCUACGAGAAUUAUUUUCGAGACCACACACUGACAACAUGAAGAUCAUCAAGGCUUUAAUUUAUUCACAUGAAGACGUUUUACCUCUAUACGAUGGUGUUUCGAAGAAAAGGGCUAGCCUUGAGGCACUUAGGAGGAAGAAUGUGUUACUUCUGUUUUCAGGCCUGGAGUUUUCAACGGACGAGCUUCUAAUACUCGAACAGAUCUAUAACGAAUCGAAGGCGCACACAAAGAGGCAGGACAAUAGAUAUGAGUUAGUUUGGAUUCCAAUUGUGGACCAAACAUCUGAAUGGACAGACCAAAAGCAAAUUCAAUUUGAGAGCCUGAGAGAUAGUAUGCCAUGGUACUCGGUGUAUGAUCCUUCCUCGAUAAGCAAGGCGGUAGUUUGGUUCAUUCAGAGUGAAUGGAAAUACAAAAAUAAGCCUAUUCUUGUGGUUUUGGAUGCUCAAGGUAGAGUUGCUUGCCCUAAUGCUAUUCACAUGAUGUGGAUUUGGGGAAGUGCUGCUUUUCCUUUUACAAGUUCUAAAGAAGAAAAUCUUUGGAAGGAUGAGACUUGGAGACUUGAACUUCUUGUGGAUGGCAUUGAUUCUGAAAUAUUGAACUGGAUUAAAGAAGGAAAAUACAUUUUCUUGUAUGGAGGAGAUGAUCCGGAGUGGGUGAGGAGAUUCGUGAAAGAGGCUCGAAAAGUGGCACAGGCAACACAAACACCGUUAGAGAUGGUAUACGUGGGACAAAGCAACAAGCGAGAACAAGUACAAAGAGUAUUCGACACCAUAAUCCGCGAAAAGCUCUACACUCACAGCUGGUCAGAACAAAGCAUGAUAUGGUUCUUCUGGACACGUCUCCAAAGCAUGCUGUUCUCAAAAAUCCAACUGAAACAAGUUGAUGACAACGACAUCGUGAUGCAAGAAAUAAAAAAGCUUCUUAGCUACGACAAACAAGGCGGAUGGAUUGUUCUAGCAAAGGGAUCACGGAUUGUGGUGAAUGGACAUGCUGCAACUGGUUUACAAGCUUUGGCCGAGUAUGAUCUGAUGUGGAAAGAACAAGCUGCAAAUGAUGGGUUUGAAACAGCUUAUAAGGAUCAUUAUGGGAAGCUUCAUUCAGUUGCUAACCCUUGUUGUAGAUUUGAGUUUUCACAUUCAAUGGGAAGGAUACCGGAUAGACUCACAUGCCCCGAGUGUCGCCGGAAUAUGCAUGUGCUUACUACUUUUCAGUGCUGCCAUGAUGAUAAUGUUGAGGAGGAUUUUUUUGUUAGCAGUGUUUCUCCUCCUACUACUACAUAA
Vicia faba (fava bean) is the source of this 2190-nucleotide messenger RNA. The record is from the annotation of a GenBank genome assembly. Lineage: Eukaryota; Viridiplantae; Streptophyta; Magnoliopsida; Fabales; Fabaceae.